Messenger RNA from Poecilia reticulata (guppy), 1090 nucleotides. The record is from RefSeq and is a predicted model, not a curated record. Lineage: Eukaryota; Metazoa; Chordata; Actinopteri; Cyprinodontiformes; Poeciliidae.
AUGAAUCUGUUAUGGCUCACACUGAUCCUCCUGCACCAAGGAWAUGACUUGGUUCCGGUGACCAUCGUUCAACUUGGAGACCCUGUAACUUUGAAAUGCUUUUUUCCAGAAGAAAAGAAAACCAGCAGUAGYGAACUUCACUGGUACAAACAAAGUGCAGGAAAUACACUGGAAUUAAUUGUGAAGCUGUUGGAAAAUACUUCGCCWACUUAUGGAUCUGRAUUUUUKSGCUCAAGACUGACUGCAACAUAUWCMGAGAAAAUUAGCAAUCUGACGAUUAUGAAGUCGACUGAAGGAGACRAAGGCAUGUAUCACUGCGCUGUGGUUGACUGGAACAAGAACAUUUGGCAAGGGACCUAUUUGCUAAUAAAAGGAAACACUGUGGUGUCUUCCAAUUACACAGUUGUUCAGACGCCAACAUUAUCACAUCCAGUUCAUCCAGGAGACCCAGUGACUCUUCAGUGUUCGGUCCUCUCCAGCUCUGACAGCAAGGAAUGUUCAGGAGGUCUGAAUUUGUUCUGGAUAAGAGCCGGAGACAAAUCUCUUCCAAACAUCAUCUACUCUGAUGGAAACAGAGAAAACAAAUGUGAAGAGAAACUGGACUAUCAGCAGAGAUGUGUGUAUAACUUCUCUAAGACGGUCAACGCAUCCGAUGCGACUUUCUACUGUGCUGUGGCCACAUGUGGAGAGAUAUAUUUUGGGAAUGGAACCAAGCUGGAUGUUGCUACAUCUCAAGAUGACUUUAUCACCCUGGUGAUAACAAUUACCUGCUUGGUCAUUUCUGUGAUUAUAAAUAUACUUUUCUGCUGCCAGAUCCAAAGAUCAUCAUGUAAUCUUGUUAAAGGGAAAGAAACGUCCUGUUCUCGAGCAAAACAAACCAGCCGGGGGCAGUCAAAAGAUUUUACUAUUGAAGAGGAACAUGAGCUAAACUAUGCUGCGUUACGUUUCUCUGGAGCUAAAAGGACAAAAGGAAAGCCAAAGAGAGAGAUGGAGACUGAAGAGAGUGUGUAUUCACAAGUGAAACACUAAGAAAUAAAUCUCACAGAGGGAGUGAAUACAAUUAAAAUAUUUUCUUCUUGUUGUUUUAUAC